This is a messenger RNA of Triticum urartu, 6455 nucleotides long. NCBI's taxonomy places the organism in Eukaryota, Viridiplantae, Streptophyta, Magnoliopsida, Poales, Poaceae. The record is from RefSeq and is a predicted model, not a curated record.
CCUCUACCAAAAUGCGUCCAUAUUGCUACCUUUCUACCCUGUGCUAUCCUUCACAGUGCAUCCACAUAACUCCCACCACACAAACCAACUAGCCCAGCCAGCCGGCGCUCGGGACCAUCCCGACCGUCGGAGGGGAUGGAGACGGCUAUCGGCGCGGCAGGCUGGCUUGUCGGCAAGGUGCUGAAUAAGCUCUCUAAUGAGUUGGUGGCCGCGUAUGUGGCCAGCUCCGAGCUCGGCCUCAACUCCGAGCAGAUCAAAACCAAGCUCAAGUACAUGCAAGGGCUACUGCACGCGGCCCAGGACAGGGAUGUGAGCAGCAACCCUGGCCUGCAGAGCCUGCUGGACGACCUAAGCAAGAAGGCUGAUGAAGCUGAGGACGCGCUGGACGAGCUCCACUACUUCAUGAUCCAAGACCAGUUGGACGGCACCCAGGAGGCUGCCCCGGAGCUGCGUGAUGCCCUCCGUGGUCAUGCUCUCCAUGGUCGCGAUGCUGCUCUCAACAUCAUCGGUAAUUGGCUUCCAUUCUUUUCUUGCUUGCGUACACAAGAUGAUGAUUGUGCUGCUGCGAUUGCUGGGAACCUGAAAUUCGACAGGGUGACCAUGUCCAACAAAAUCAAAUCAGUGAUAGAUGGCAUACACAACCUGUGUGAUCCUGUCUCCGACUUGCUGAAUAAAAUUCCAAAUACAAACACAACUAUCACCCUCCAAAGGCCCCACACGGGUUCAACAGUUGCACAAGAUAAACUGUAUGGGAGGGGUGCCAUUUUUGAGCAAACAGUAAAUGCUCUGAUCAGUGGCACAUAUGAUGGUGAAACCCUUUCUGUUCUUCCUUUUGUCGGUCCUGGGGGUAUAGGAAAAACAACUUUCACUCAAUACUUGUAUAAUGAUAAAAGGAUUGAGGGACACUUUACUGUCAAGGUCUGGGUAUGUGUGUCAACUGAUUUUGAUGUGCUUAAGCUCACCCGGCAGAUCCAUAGCUGCAUACCUGCAAUUGAAAAAGAAGAAUACAACUGUACACAUGAAACAGCCAAUUUAGACCAGCUUCAAAAAUCCAUCGGAGAGAGGCUGAAGUCCAAAAGAUUUUUAAUUGUCUUGGAUGACAUUUGGAAAUGCAAUAGUCAAACUGAUUGGAAUAACCUGUUAGCUCCAUUCCGACAGGGGGAAACCAAGGGCAGCAUGGUUCUUGUCACAACUCGGUUUCCAUCUAUAGCACAUAUGGUGAAAACCACUGAUCCAGUAGAACUACAUGGUUUGGAGCCUAAUGAUUUCUUUGAGUUCUUUGAAGCAUGUAUGUUUGGUCAUAGCAAACCCGAGCAUUAUGAAGAUGAGCUAAUUGAUGUCGCAAGAGAUAUUGCGAAGAAACUAAAGGGUUCACCACUAGCAGCCAAUACAGUUGGUCGAUUAUUGGAAAAAAACCUUUCUCGGGACUAUUGGAUUGGAGUUCUUGAAAAGGAUGAAUGGCAAAAUGCCAAAGAUGUUGAUGAUAUUAUGCCAUCUCUGAAAAUUAGUUAUGAUUGCCUCCCUUUCCUUCUGAAAAAAUGUUUUUCUUAUUUUGCCCUCUUCCCUGAAGAUUAUAGGUUUUAUAAUUUAAAAUUUACUAGCUUUUGGACCGCGAUAGGUAUCUUAGACUCUAGUUGCCAAGACAAUAACAAUUACUUAGAAGAACUAGUGGACAAUGGUUUUCUCAUGAAGGGAGUUGAUAAGUCUAAUGAUGAGUACUAUCUGAUGCAUGAUUUAUUGCAUGAUCUAUCCCGUAAUGUUUCAUCACAAGAAUGUGUCAAUAUAAGUAAUUCAAGUUUUAGUGCUGAUAACAUCCCACAAUCUAUUAGGCACUUAUCAGUCACCAUAGACACAAAGAAUAUAGAUGAAAAUUUUGAGGAAGAAAUUGGUAAAUUGAAGAGCAUGAUAGACGUCAAAAAUUUGCGGUCAUUGAUGAUUUUUGGAUAUCAUGAUGCAAGAAUAGCUAAUAUUUUUAAAAAUGCAUUUGAAGACAUAAAUUGUCUUCGAGUUCUGUUUAUAAGAAUGAACACUCCAGAAUCUUUGCCAAACAACUUCUCAAAUCUUAUCCACCUUCAGUACCUUAAAAUUAGUUCACCCUCCUUAAAGGAAAUGAGUUUACCUAGCACAUUGCAUAGAUUUUACCACUUGAAAUUCUUGGACCUUGAAAAUUGGCAUGGUAGUAAAAAAAUGCAUAAAGACACUAGCCGCCUUGUGAAUUUAUGCUAUUUUUCUUCUUCUAAAAAACUCCAUUCCAAUAUUCCUGAGGUUGGAAAGAUGAAGUGUUUACAUGAGCUAAAAGAGUUCUGUGUUAAGAAAGAGAGUACUGGAUUUGAAUUGCGCGAGAUGGGGGAACUGAGAGAGCUCGGAGGUGAACUCACUCUAUGUAAUCUUCAAACCGUGGCAUCCAAGGGAGAUGCUAGUGCAGCCAAAUUGAAGAACAAAAGAAAUCUGAAAGAGCUGAGGUUAGUUUGGGGUACAGAGCACAAGACUAUAGAUGAUGAUGUUCUUGAUGGUCUUCAACCACACCCUAAUCUUAGGGUGCUUGGCAUUAUAAAUCCUGGUCAACGCCCUUGUCCUAGAUGGUUGUGUGGUGACGUUAGCACAAAAAGGUUGGAGAUGCUCCAUCUAGAGGGCCUAUCAUGGUGUACUCUUCCAGAUUUUGAGCAGCUACCACAUCUCACCAGUCUCACUUUGAAGAAUAUUGCCAGAAUGCGUGUGUUCGGGCCUGGCUUUAGUGGUGUUACAGAAAGAAGCUUCAUGCACCUGAAGAAACUUGAGUUUGAGAAUAUGCCAGAGCUUGAGAAGUGGGUCAGGGAACCUAAUCCCCGUCUAUUUUCAAGGCUUGAAACCAUCAAGUUUGCAGGUUGUCCCCUUCUCAGCUUUUUUCCCUUCUUGGAGUGCUCUAACCUAUUUACAAGCCUGUGUAGUCUUCAUAUUGAUAACUGCCCUGAGUUGUCUCAGUUCCCACCCAUGCCUCACACCUCCACACUAACAGAUAUUCGUGUGAAAAAUGGUGGGUCGGAGCUAUUAUAUGAUGGUAAGAAAUUGAGCAUUGAAGGGUAUGCCGGUGCUUUGGCUUUCCACAAUAUGGAUAAAGUAGAGGUUAUGAAUAUUACGGAUGUGUCACACAUUUCGUUUUCAGACCUCCAAAAAGUAAAGUCAUUGAGAAGUAUACAUUUCAAGAAAUGCAAAGACAUGUUUUCUGCAGAACUGGAUGAGAGUGCUGUCCUCCAUUCAGUUCAAACUCUUGUCAUAGAUGAAUUAUGUCCUUCUGGAGAAUUGGUUUCUAUUUCUGGAGAAUCGUUUUCUAAGGUUUUAAAGUGUUGCCCAGCUGUUUCCCAGCUUACCAUCAGAAAUUGUGAGAGCCUUGAGCUUCUGCCUGUGGAGGAUGGAGGACUCUUGGACCUCGAGAUGCUCCGAUCAUUUAUUGGAUGGGGUUGUGGGAAUUUGUUCUCUCGGUGGCCCAAGGGAGAAGUUGGUGGAGGAGCUCAUGCCAUCAAGCCUUUCCCUACUUCCCUCAGGGAACUUGAUAUUUCCUUUGAGUCAAGCAUGCAGUCAAUGGGUUUGCUCUCAAACCUCACGUCUCUCACCAGUCUAAGACUGGUAAGUGGUUGCAAAGAAUUAACAAUGGAUGGGUUCAAUCCUCUCAUCACAGUCAACCUCAAGAAAUUGAUUGUAAAUGCUAUGCAUUCUAGACAAGGGAACAUAUCUAUAGCAGGGGAUCUGUUCUCACAGAUUGCAAGGAGCAACUUAAUGCAUGCAGGUUCAUUCCAGUUGGAAAAAUUAGAGGUGGAUAGCAUAUCGGCCGUGCUUACUGUUCCCAUUUGCAACCACCUUGCUGCAAGCCUCCACACAUUGAAGUUCAGUUAUGAUCAGUGUGCAACAACCUUCACGGAAGAGCAAGAGCAAGCGCUGCAGCUCCUCACCUCCCUCAAAAAUCUAGAAUUUCAUGAUUGCAACAACCUGCAGUCCUUCCCUCAAGUGUUACAUGGCCUUUCUUCUCUGAAGAGACUAGUGAUCUUCGGUUGUGAGAAAGUCCUAUGCCUGCCGCCCAAGGAGGGCCUCCCCGCUUCACUGGAAUAUCUGGCAGUAUGCUGUUAUAGUACUGAGCUAAAUGAGGAAGCCAGAAAGCUGAAAGAAAGUGACCCAUGGUUUUCUGUACAAGCACUAGGGCUAUAGAACUAAACUAGGAAGGAGCAGCGAGAGAGAGAGAGAGAGAGAGAGAGAGAGAGAGUGCUCGCGAACGGGGAAUCUUCGCCGCUCCCCCUCCCCCCUCUCUCUCUCUCUUGACCAUCGCCGCCGGUUGCGCGCGCGGGCGGCGGUGGAGCGGAACUAUGGCGGCCGGCGGGGAUGGUCGCAGGGUCGCAAAAUCGCAGUGAGCUGGUCGUGAGCUGUUCGUGCGCACGCGUCGGUACCAUUUUAGUAGGUGCAGCAGGAUCCAUCAAUCAUUCCCCUGAAUCCUUAUGAAUUUCUGGGUAAGAAGCAGCAGGCAAAGGGCAUGAGAAGGCAGCAGGUGUGCCAAAUAUGUGGCGACACUGUAGGCGGUUCGGCCUACGGUGGCGUCUUUCUUGCCUGCAACAAGUGUGCCUUCCCAGUCUGCCGCCCUUGCUAUGAGUACGAAUGCAAGGAAGGGAACCAGUGAAGGUGCCAGACUAGAUACAAGAGGCUGUGAAAGGUUUUAUCGGUCUGCCGUUAGCAUGAUUUGAUUCUGCAAACUAUGCCUCAUCUGGAAAGGAACAACACUUCUGAUGGUUAUGUGGCAACCAACUCUCCAUUCUCAGACUGUGCCCCUGUCUUCUUCGAUGAAACAACCAUUGUGAACAUGUAGACGUGUUCGUGGUCGAUCCAACGAAGAUCGUGACACAUACUAUAUGGCGUUUGUUUUUCGUUGGUCUUUAGUUUGCAAUAUCAAAAAAGAAAGGAGGUUAAGUCCUUAAAUUUCUAUGGCUCAUUGGCCUUGUGCAGUCAUAGUGGGCUUCCUAGUGAUUGGAUGGCUUUUGUUCCACAAAAAUUAACAAUCUGGGUGGAGAAUCAUUACCUAAAUGCCAAUUGCAGUCAAUGCUGGAUUCUCGCAGUUAGUGGCUUUGCAUGCAGAACAAUUGCAACCAGUAGCGUAUUCUGACCACAAUUCCGAAGGUUUCCCUCUCAAUUUGCCGACCUAAACCCACAAGAAUUCACGACUAAGACAAUUGCACUGGGAAUUUGGUCAGCAGGUCCACCGUUAAGCAAAUUAAGGGAGGAACGACGCCCUUGCUAUGGCCCGCUUCUUCCUGAGCGGCGAACCAGGCCUCCCUCCCUGACAUGCUGUGCUCCACGAUUCUGCAGAACAAAUUGCAACCAACGGUGACUCGUGAGCUCUUGUGGUUAGCAGUGUUGUAUUGAGGGCAUACCUCCUUCAUCCAAAUAAUAACAGUAUUUACAAUAGCAGCAACUCCACCAAGGUUUUCCACUGACUGCACUCCCUAGUCCCUACUGGCAAAGCCAAACUCGAAGGAGUCUUGAUUCAUGGCUGCUCCCGACGAUGGUUAGCAUGAUCUGUCCGUGUUCUCCCAUCUGGGAAUUCGUCUGGCUCCCGACAUAUACUCUGAAGCUUAAAUUGGUGGUAUCAUAUUCUUUGUCCAGGACCCCGGGAUUGAUGCUGUAUCUGCUCUACAGUUGCCAAGGCGAUGACGCACGCCAAGCCAUGGCGUCUCACUCCCUCAACAACGUGCUCACCGCGGCCCGCCCCGCUAGCUGUAUGCUCUGCAACUCCAGUAGUCCCAGCUCCCAGAUUGACCUCGCCAGCUUCAACUCCUGCACGGCAUAUUGCCAUGUCACCGGCGUAAUUUGGGGCCGACACCAAGCUUGCUACCAGUUCGGCCUAUCCACCUUGAAGCAAAUGAAGUGCCUACAUAGGAACAUCUGUCCGAACUUGACUGAAAAUUCAAAUGCUACCAUAUUCAGUGUCCAGGAAUUCGGAGUCGUUGCUGCAAAGCGGUACGCCAGUACCUCAUUCGAUCCUGCGCCUCGGGUUCGCACAUCAGCUCUGCUUAUUCUGCCUCCUACGCAAGACAACCUCACCAUCUUCGACCCCGGCACUGCCUGGGCCCACCUCACCGGCGCAACUUGGGGCUGAGACCGAGGGGCUCAUCAUCCACGCCCUGAUGUUCCGCGCCAUUAGCACCAUGUGUACAUGGAUACACCUGCAUGUAUCUGUUAGAUGAACUACUUGACAGACAUGAACACGGAUUAUCAUCUUCCUUGUGAAAGAGUACACGUUGAUUCGUCGUGUAGAUGAUAAAUGUAUAGACUUAUGUGACAGCAAGGCACAGUUUAGAUUCGUCGCCAAAAGAAGGCACGGUUUAGAUUAUCUUGAUGACACCGAGACAUCAGUUAACUUGUCUUGCUUGGACUGCCUGGUGUGCUGUGUGCAUAAUCGAGGCAGAAAUCAAUAUGACUUGCCCUGAGUUUCAAGA